Malaya genurostris is the source of this 1162-nucleotide messenger RNA. RefSeq names its product cytoplasmic tRNA 2-thiolation protein 1 (gene Ctu1). Gene Ontology annotation, molecular function: tRNA binding. Gene Ontology annotation, biological process: tRNA wobble position uridine thiolation. The record is from RefSeq and is a predicted model, not a curated record. Lineage: Eukaryota; Metazoa; Arthropoda; Insecta; Diptera; Culicidae. The transcript is spliced from 2 exons. Gene Ontology annotation, cellular component: cytosolic tRNA wobble base thiouridylase complex; mitochondrion. The coding region runs from base 95 to 1096 and encodes 333 amino acids.
UAUUUACAGCAGGGAGCAACCGGAAUAAGAAGAGCAAUAUUUUUCUGGAAAAAGAAGCCAGUUGUCUGGUCCUGUCCUAGGUUGUACUGUAAUUAUGCCCGUAUUGUGUUCUACUAAGUGCCAUCGGAGAGCUUUUUUAAAGCGUCCAAAAACUGGAGAUGCGUUAUGCAAAGAGUGUUUCUUUUUAGCGUUCGAAACAGAAAUCCAUACCACUAUUCAACAGAGUAAAAUUUUUAAACAAGGAAGUCUAGUAGCUGUUGCUGCAAGUGGAGGGAAAGAUAGUACUGUUUUAGCGCAUGUACUGAAGAUUCUUAACGAAAGAUAUAAAUACGGUAUUGAGUUGAAAUUACUAUCAAUAGAUGAAGGUAUUUCAGGAUAUCGAGAUGACAGUCUUGAAACAGUAAAAAAAAAUCGUGAUGAUUACGAUAUGGAACUUAAGAUUUUGUCUUAUAAAGAACUCUAUAACUGGACUAUGGAUGAAAUUGUUGAUAACAUAGGGGCAUCUAACAAUUGCACAUUUUGUGGAGUAUUCAGAAGACAAGCUUUAGAUCGAGGGGCGCGAUUGCUUGGUGUAGAUUGUAUUGCUACAGGACACAACGCAGACGAUAUAGCCGAAACUGUCUUGAUGAACAUAUUGCGCGGGGACACAUCACGUUUAUGUAGAUGCUGUGAAAUUCAAACAGGUGGAAAUGAACCAAAUUCUGUGCCGCGUGUUAAACCACUGAAAUAUUCAUAUGAAAAAGAAAUUGUAAUGUAUGCACAUUUCAAAAAAAUAGUUUACUUUUCCACUGAAUGUGUUUUUUCCCCGAAUGCAUAUCGGGGCUAUGCAAGAGCGUUCCUAAAAGACCUAGAGAAGGUUAAACCAUCGGCUAUAAUCGAUAUAAUUCAUUCAGGAGAGAAAAUAUCCUUCAAGCAUAGUGUUAAAAAACCUUCUAGAGAUGUGUGUAAACGCUGUGGCUUCAUAUCAUCACAACAACCAUGUAAAGCAUGUGUACUAUUAGAAGGAUUAAAUCGAGGUUUACCAAAAUUAGGAAUAGGAAAAAAAUCAAAAGCAGAUCGAUUAAUUACUGUAAAUUUGGUGAAGAACGAUUUUUAAUACAUAAUGUAUACGCAUAACAAAAUGUGGACAAAGAAAAAUUCUCAGUAUAACAUGACUUCUAUU